CAGUAUCCGAGCGUACGUAGACCCCGCAUAUUUUGUUUGAAGGUCAGAUACUCAAAAAUCUACGAUAGUGGUGCGGGCAAUUCCCGUCCCUGUGUCAGUCGCGGUGAAUCCGGCAAAAAGCUAGAGGUGUCAUCAAAGUCAACCGGCGGUGAUGAAGCAAAAGGGAUUGAGGCUAUUCGUGCGGAGAGGGCAGCAAAGAAGGCCCAAGGUCAAGAGGACGUGGCGAUAUGUAGCAAUCUGUGGACGAAACGUGACUUGACAGAAGACCGUCCUGUAAGCUCCUUGCAUCACUCAGAUAAAAUCUUUCUGACUAUCAUGGACUUGUCAGGCGCUGCGCGGUCGCGAGAUCCAAAACUGCAGCGGAAAUCGAACAGGCGGAAAUCUACUCUAAAGGCCAGCACCGAGAAAGCUGCUCCAAGAAAAUCCGCGGCAAGGUCGACUGUGUCAAGGAAGGGGGCACCAAAAGCUUUGAGGAAAGCCGCACCAAAAGGUAGCACUCCGAAGAAAGCUGCCCAGAAAGCCGCGCCAAGGAAAACUACUCAGAAGACCGCACCAAAAGAACCCGCUGAGAAAUCUGUACCAAGGAAGGCUACCGUGAAAGCCGCAGCACCAAAGGGCAGUCGCUCCGAGGAAAGCUGCGCCAGCUCUCUAGAAGGCCACGACCCCCCGCGAAAACGGCCGCCGAGAAUGGACGUAAAGGUCGUCAAGUAUACAGACAUCUUGUUUGGCACCGUUGAGGGCUGA
Messenger RNA from Acaulospora colombiana, 744 nucleotides. Lineage: Eukaryota; Fungi; Glomeromycota; Glomeromycetes; Diversisporales; Acaulosporaceae. The record is from the annotation of a GenBank genome assembly.